Eremomyces bilateralis CBS 781.70 is the source of this 3880-nucleotide messenger RNA. RefSeq lists its product as uncharacterized. The record is from RefSeq and is a predicted model, not a curated record. Lineage: Eukaryota; Fungi; Ascomycota; Dothideomycetes; Eremomycetales; Eremomycetaceae. Gene Ontology annotation, molecular function: lipid binding. Bases 185 to 3880 code for a protein of 1231 amino acids. The transcript is spliced from 4 exons.
CACUGCAUCAUUUAUAUGCGAGUGUUCCACAGCUGGAAACCUGUUAAUGCAGGUCAAUUCCUUCCUAUAUCCCUCAAUCUAUCCUCAUUUCACAUCUCCCUUCCCUUUCCCUCCAUCAACCAAGCUCCAAGCUGGUGAUAUCCUCCGUCUCAAGCUUGUUCCGUAAGGGUCGAAUACAGUGAACAUGGCAGGUGGACCUCCAGAGCAGGAGCAACACCUCCCCGGAGGGCAUUAUUCCGGGAGAAAUCCUGUACCAACUAUCAAUCAAUUCCUUCGGAGUCUCGACAGUGAAAAGACGGAGAGAGACAAGCGGAUUGAUGCUGAGCUGGCCCAGAAACGCGAGAAGCUGAUGAGCCAGAACGAAACCAAUCAAGAUGUAAAAGCCCAUGAGGUUGAGGCCCCAACUACGAAGGCUGCGCAAAAAAGAGUCACGGAUCCUACAACUGGCCGGGAGGUGGUCAUUGAAGAUGUUGGGAAAGAUACCUAUAAGCUAGUCGAGGAUCCAAUCCUCUCGGUCCCGAAUGCAAAUCUCGGUAAAGAGACACAUAUCAAAACGGACUCUUCGCAACCAUUGGAAGAAUACAAGGAAAACCAAGACGUCACUGCACCUCCCGAUCCAGUUGCGGAGGGCACGACAUCCGAUGUACCCAUCCACGGCGAAAAGACAAACGUUCUGUUCCAUCCCACCCCGUCAGUCAGUUAUGAGCCUACCUUCAAGGUCCUCGAAACACGCGCCAACGCAUUGGCGAUCGGCAUUGUCCUUGCAACUGUCGUUGUUGGCAAGUUGUUCGGCGGACGGUUGCUCGGAUUGAUUCCUCUAGGCUUGUGCCUUGGUACUGGCGUGUUCCUCUGGGCAAAGGAGGUGAUCCGCAGUGGAAGAGAAGUAGAGUGGGAAAGCGAGAAACAGCGAGGAGAAGUAGCAACGUUGAACUUGCUUCCCGAGUCUACCGAGUGGCUGAACACACUUCUCGGGAUUGUUUGGGGCAUGAUGGAUCCCGACAUGUUCACUGCCGUCGCAGAUACCCUUGAAGACGUCAUGCAGGUGUCUGUCCCAGGUGUCAUUGAGAAUGUCCGAGUUGCCGAGAUCAAUCAGGGAAGCAACCCCCUCCGCAUUCUAAGUCUCAGGGCUCUUCCAGAUGGUCAUAUGAAAGAGAUGAAAGACUCGAUUCACGAAGAGAACAAGAAGUCCAAGGAUCCACAAGAGGCUGCCGCUGAUGAAGAGGGUGGGGAUUAUUACAACCUGGAAGCCUCCUUCGGAUACCAUGCAUCACCUAGUGGAAAGCGAGCAUCGGACAAGGCACGCAACAUGCAUAUGCAGCUCGUCUUCUACCUCGGAAUCAAAGGUCUCUUUGGAGUGCCACUGCCCAUCUUUGUCGAGCUUCAAAGGUUGGUCGGCACUGUUCGAUUGCGGUUGAACAUGACCCCCGAACCACCAUUCCUGAAGACAGUGACCUUUACCCUGAUGGGUGUUCCACAAGUCCAGGCUGGUUGCAUCCCGAUGGUGGAGAAAGGCGUCAACAUCUUAAACCUGCCACUGAUCUCGAACUUUGUCAAUUACGCCAUCAAAGCAGCCUCGAGCAUGUAUGUCGCUCCGAAAUCGCUCACUAUCGAUAUGCGGGCCAUCUUGCAAGGCGACGAUAUUCAAAAGGACGUCCAGGCUCUUGGAAUUCUCUGGAUCCGUAUCCAUCGUGCCAUCGGUCUCAGCAAGCAAGACAAGCGCGGUAGCAAACAUGGUGGAAGUGACCCAUACAUCACGCUUACCUUCUCGAAGUAUGGAAAGCCAAUGUGGUGCUCCAGAGUCAUUACCGAUGACUUAAACCCCAUCUGGGAGGAAACGGCGGCUUUGCUGGUCACCCCCGAACUCAUCAAGGCAGCUGAAAACUUGAGCGUUGAACUUUGGGAUAGCGAUCGUCACUCGGCUGACGAUAUUGUCGGCAAAGUUGAGCUCUCGAUGCAAAAGAUGAUCCAACAUCCGGGUAAGAUGUACCCUCAGGUGUCUAAGCUGGCCGGUAUGGAUUCCGACAGCACCAUGCCCGGGGAGCUACACUGGGAGAUCGGAUAUUUUGGUAAACCACAAUUCCGGUCUGCUCUUCGUAGCGAUGGCAAGAAUCGAUCCCUACCAAAGGAGCUCCAGGACAACCCGGAAUUCCAGGAUGACAAGGGUACAACCAACACCGCGACGGACGAUGCGGUGAAGACCACACCUCCUGACCCACUCUGGCCUAGCGGUAUCGUCAGCGUGGUUGCCCACCAGAUCGUCAACCUGCAGCUCGAGAACAUUAAGGGCACUUCAGGCAGCCGAAAGAACCGAGAAUACGAGCCUGCGAAACCGUAUGGAGAGACCACGGAACAAGAAGGCAAGAGCUUGCCAACUUCAUACUGCACUAUCCUCCUAAACGAUGAGUUGAUCUACCGCACCCGCGCAAAAGCCGUGUCCAGUCAGCCCAUCUUCAACGCAGGAACGGAACGGUUCGUCCGAGAUUGGCGGUCUGCCCUUGUCACCGUAACCGUCCGUGAUCAGCGAAACCGUGAACACGACCCCAUUCUGGGCGUUGUGCCGCUGAAGCUGUCCGACGUCCUAGAGACCAGCUCACAGGUCACUCGCUGGUAUCCUCUCGAUGGCGGCGUUGGUUUCGGACGCAUCCGAAUCUCCCUGGUGUUCCGCAGCGUUGAAACGAGACUGCCGCCAAACAUGCUAGGCUGGGACGUUGGAACAUUCGAGUUUACCUCCCCCCAGGUCCUCGCGAUCGGCUAUCAACAUGCUGCUAAACUUAAGCUCCGUACUGGAGGUAGCAUCGGCCAGAUUGGCAGGUCUAAAUGCGAGAAAUUGCAAGAAGGCGACGGAUACUAUUGGGACGUCAACGAGGUCGACGGUCAGAAAGCCGUCCAACUUCCUGUCAAGCACCGAUACCGUUCACCCGUGGUGUUCGAGCUCCAUAUUUCCGGCAAGAGGAAAGCCGACGCCUAUGCGGCCGUCUGGCUGCACCAUCUCGUCGACAACGAAGACUCGCCUAUCAACGUCCCUAUCUGGCAAACCGCCGCCCCGGCCCGCCUGACGCAGAACUACAUUACGGAGGACAAUUGCGCGAACGAGAAAGGCCUUGAAGACCUCAAGGAAGUCGGCCGUCUCCAGUUCCGCGCUCGAUUCAAGGCCGGAAUGGACGAGUCUCACCAGGCGUUCAUCUCAGACAACGACACCCGCGAGACGUACGAGACCUGGGAAGCCUGCCUCGCAGAAGGCGUACGCACGCGGCAAGUCGAGAAAGAAGUUCCGGAUACGGUGCAGGUGCUGCAUGAGCGUAGCUUGACGGAAGGGCGAGAUGUGUUGAAGGCCGCGUCGGAAGAGGAAAAGAAGAAGUGGAUUACCAAGGACGGGACGGAUUGGAGUGGCGCGUUUGGUGAGGACCCAGCGAUGUUCAUGGAUGCAAAAGGGAAGAUGAAGCGCCAGCCGGGCGCAGAAGCACCGCUCACGCAAGAGGAGCGCGGAGAAGCUGAGGACUAUGACGAUGACGAUGAAGAGCACGACUCCAACGAAGAUCUCGGGAUCCAGGACGCCGACAACGCGCACUUCGCUAAAGAAGACGCAAAUGGCGACGCGACCAAGUCGUUCAUGGACGGCACCACGGACCGCAGCAGGUCCACCACGUCCGGCGGAACGGAGGACACGUCGACGAGCAGCGGGUCGACGUCGACCAAGGACGUCAACAAGCAGAAUCGGCGGACGGAGCAGCGGAAGCAGCGGGGGCUGAUGCAGUGGAAGCCGGCGCGGAAUGCGAAGUUCGCGAAGGACCAGGGGGCACUGGGUGUGCGGAAGUUGAAGGGGAUGGUUACGGGGGGGUUGGAGGGGCGGCAGCCGGGGGUGGAGACGGAAACGGGAUAA